AUGAGUGAUAAAAUUCUCAAGAUUGUUGGUCGUUAUAUAUACGAUAGUCGUGGUAAUCCGACUGUCGAAGUCGAUCUUUGGACAAGCAAAGGCCUUUUUCGUGCUGAUGUUCCAUCUGGUGCUUCAACUGGUAUUCAUGAAGCUCUUGAAUUACGUGAUGGAGAUAAAAAUGUUCAUCAUGGAAAAGGUGUUGAAAAAGCUGUAGCUAAUGUCCAAACAUUGGGAAAAUUGAUUAUUGAGAAAGGUUUUGAUGCAACUCAACAAAAAGAAAUCGAUGAGUUUUUACUUCAACAAGAUGGAACAGAAAGCAAAAAAAAAUAUGGUGCCAAUGCUAUUCUUGGUAUUUCAAUUGCUGUCUGCAAAGCUGGAGCGGCACAUAGUAAUUUACCUUUAUAUCAAUACAUUGCAAAACUUUCCAAUGGAACUAUUCGUUUACCCGUACCUGCUUUCAAUGUUAUCAAUGGUGGUAGUCAUGCUGGUAAUAAAUUAGCCAUGCAAGAAUUUAUGCUUUUACCAAUUGGAGCUAAAACAUUUAAAGAAGCUAUGCGUAUGGGUUCAGAAGUUUACCAUCACUUAAAGAAUUUAGUUAAAGCUGAAUAUGGUCUUGAUGCAACUAAUGUUGGUGAUGAAGGUGGUUUUGCACCGAAUAUUGAAAGUGCUGAAAAAGCACUUGAUAUUCUUGUUAAAGCUAUUGAUAAAGCUGGUUAUACAGGUAAAAUUAAAAUUGGUAUGGAUGUAGCAGCAAGUGAAUUUUAUGAUGAAGAAGGAAAAAAAUAUGAUUUAAAUAAUAAAGAAAAAGGUCGACCACAUUAUUUAACAAGUGAAGAAAUGGUUGCAUAUUAUCUUAAACAAAUUCAACAAUAUCCAAUAAUAUCAAUUGAAGAUGCUUUUGAACAAGAUGAUUGGAAUGGUUUUCAAACGCUUCUUAAUGCUGUUAAAGGUCGUGGUGUACAACUUGUCGGUGAUGAUCUCACGGUAACAAAUGUAAAACGAAUUCAAUUAGCUAUUGAGAAGAAUGCAUGUGAUUGUCUUCUACUCAAAGUCAAUCAAAUUGGUUCGGUUACUGAAGCUAUUGCGGCAUGCACCAUGGCUCGUGGUGCCGGCUGGGAUGUAAUGGUUAGCCAUCGCAGUGGUGAAACUGAAGACACAUUCAUAGCUGAUCUUGUCGUAGGCUUAGGCACCGGACAGAUCAAAACUGGUGCACCAUGUCGUUCGGAACGUUUGGCUAAGUACAAUCAAUUAUUACGUAUUGAAGAAGAGCUUGGUAAUAAUGCCAUAUAUGCAGGCAAAGAUGCUUUCAAAAAAAACUAG
This is a messenger RNA of Rotaria sp. Silwood1, 1311 nucleotides long. NCBI's taxonomy places the organism in Eukaryota, Metazoa, Rotifera, Eurotatoria, Philodinida, Philodinidae. The record is from the annotation of a GenBank genome assembly.